GAUCAGAGUAAGAUCAGUGGGAGGAUUAGUGCACGCCACACCUGCCUUGAUCAUCUCUCUUCUUUGCUCCACUCCACUUUUCUCUCCGUUUUUCUUUUAUUGAAGACAAGUGAUAAUACGCAAAGAUGGGACGUGCAGAAGUAGGAACGCCGAAAUACAUCGCAAACAAGAUGAAGUCGAAAGGUCUCCAACGACUCCGCUGGUAUUGUCAAGUCUGCGAAAAACAAUGCCGCGACGAAAACGGCUUCCGCUGCCACACGCAGUCCGAGGCGCACGUGCGCCAAAUGAUAAUCAUCGGCGAAAACCCACAAAAGAAGAUCUCCGAGUUCACGCAGCAAUUCGUGCGCGACUUUAUCGCGCUGCUGCGGUCCUCGCACGGCGAGAAGAAGAUCAACGCAAACAAGUUUUACCAGGAGUACAUCGCGGACCGGAACCACGUGCACAUGAACGCGACGCGGUUCGUGUCGUUGUCGGAGUUUGUAAAGUAUUUGGAGAACGAGGGGGUGUGUAAGGUUGAGGUUGAUGAGAAGAGUCGCGAGGGCGGGUUCACGAUUGCGUAUAUCGAUAAUUCGCCCGAGGCGAUCAAGAGGCGGGAGAUCGCGCAGAAGCGGGAGAGGAGCGGGGAUGAUGAUCUUGAGCGGGAGCGCAGGUUUCUGGCGGAGCAGAUCAAGCGGGCGCAGGAGGAGCAGGAGAAGAAGAAAGAGAGCGAGAGUAACAGCAAUAGCGGGAGUGAGGAGGUCAAUAAGCAGGCGACGAAGGAGUUGCAGAGAGAAGGAGAACAGCCGAUUAAGAUCGGGUUUAGUCUCGGCGGAGGGAAAGCUUCGGGACUUGCAAAGAGGGCACCGGCUGUGCCGCUGAAUAGGCCAAAGAAGCUGCUGAAAAUGAAAUAGCCUACAUGUACAUCAUCUUUUGUUUUGAGUUAUGAUCUUUUGUUUCUUUAUUUCUUUAUUGGGGUUCAGGUGGCGCACUAUUUCAAUCUAUUGUCAACAGCAAAUUGUAUUAU
Messenger RNA from Myxozyma melibiosi, 1003 nucleotides. Its product is annotated as domain of Kin17 curved DNA-binding protein-domain-containing protein. The record is from RefSeq and is a predicted model, not a curated record. Gene Ontology annotation, molecular function: double-stranded DNA binding. Gene Ontology annotation, biological process: DNA damage response; DNA replication. NCBI's taxonomy places the organism in Eukaryota, Fungi, Ascomycota, Lipomycetes, Lipomycetales, Lipomycetaceae. Gene Ontology annotation, cellular component: nucleus. The coding region runs from base 126 to 890 and encodes 254 amino acids. The transcript has 2 exons.